AUGAGAAACUCACCUCCAAAUUUUCUUCCACAGACAACGAAGCGAGCUUUCCUGCGACGCACGAAAGCCACUGCACUCCCAGACACAGACACCACCGCCCCUACCGAGGAAGUCACUAGCCCGACCAAACCCCCGCGGCGGGGGUAUAAUACCUUCAAGAUACGGAAGGAUACAAAAUCCACCACCGAGGUGGACGGCGAAAAGAGCGGGAAAACAGACAGACGUCGGCCAUCUUUGAACGGCGGCGCGCGCAGUGAGCGACCGACGCGAAACUUCGUGCGAAGGCGCCCGAGUGGGGCGAAUGGAACAACAUCAUCAUCCAGUACCUCCUCACCAUCAUCUACUCCAUCACCAUCACCAGCGGUGUCGCGGCGGCCGUUCCGCGUGGCGGCCAGACGGCGACCACUGUCUACCACCACAUCUACCACCAUCACAUCUACCACCACCACGUCUACCACCGAGACUCCUACCACCGAGCUAAUUAGUGAAGAGUACCUACAGGAUAUUAGUGAAGAAGAAAUAAUCGAAGAGCCAAUCAUCCCGCAAGAGAGGACAGCGAACCACACGAAGACCAGACGUCCCCUGCUUCUGAAAGACGAAACAGUUGACCAGAAUCCCUCAGCGACUAACGAAGAGGAAAGGAAGAGACACAGCAAGAAGUACAGCUCAAGCUUCAAACAGAACCAGCUGGAUGAGGUGCUGAAGCAAAGAGCCAAGCUUAGCAGUCAAGAAGAGGAUAUUGCCACCACUGAAGCUAAUUCCAAGACUACUUUUGAUGAUGCAGAAACAGCAUUGGCGAUCGCAGCCCAUGCGCUUCUCUCGGCACCCAUACCGAGCAUAUCGAGUUAUGACGACGAACCGAAACCAACUAAACGAACCAAACCCCCCACCACCACAUUCGAAUACACCUACACGAACCCCACUUACACUGAAGAAUAUACAGACACCAAAACAGCCUUUGACGGUGUAUCAAGCACCCCGAUCUAUAAAACCACAGUAGGAAAUAAAGACUUCGUUCAGACCACUUCAGGAACAGUCUAUGAUAUAACUACAGGCUUCAACAGCCCUCGAACUCCUUCAACUUUCACCCCUAGGACUUCAACCUUUGCUUCUACUCCCUUCACUGCUAAAGUCUCCCGGCCAGCUGCUUUCACCACAUCGAGUCUCUUGACCACCGUAGCUCAGGAUCCGACGGAAUAUUCCAGACUUCCACCUUCAACGCUUAACCCAGGAUUUUCGCGCACUCGUCAGAAUUCUGCCACUUCUGGAUUCUCUAGAGGGUCGGUCACCACUGGUCCUUCAAGUUUAGGCCCGUCUACUGCUAGAUACGUAGGCACGAGCGACAAGCUGAUACCAGUACCAGUAGAAGACUAUAGCCUGACCACCGGUGGAUACUCCAGCAUAGGCCAAGAGCCUUCCUACUUCACAAGAGAAUACUUACUGGAGUCGCCUGUAACUAAGACUUAUGAUGACGAAUACCAAUAUCUUUCACCAACAACACCUCAAAGCACGACGAGAAAAAUCCCUAAAAAGAUAGCCUAUCGCAAGAUCUCCACGACAAUUCGACCGACGGUUCAGACCUAUGUGCCAGAGGUAACCCCUCCCGCGCCGCGUCGUGUGCCUUCGAAGAAACCUUUCGAGAAAAUCCCUAAAGGUCCCGCGAAAUUCAAACCGGUGGAGAAUUACGACUACUAUGACGACGGAGCAGAGAACAUCGCGCAGAAGUACCAAGAGGGGACGAAGGUCGUAUUACAUUCUAAAGGUAACAUAGAAUGUUUGGAUAUCGGCAAUUUCCCCCACCCAACGUCGUGCAAGAAGUUCAUAUCCUGUGCAAGGUUAGAGAACGGCUCCCUGCUGGGAUGGGAGUACAUCUGUCCAAAAGGUCUCAGCUUCGACCCCGUCGGAGGCAUUUGUAACUGGUCCGCCGGUUUAGGGUGCCACGAGAAAGAUGAAGUUUGAACUCUUUAAUUGUUGGGUUUAUAGGAUUUAAUAAAUGAAGACAUGAAGUGAUUAAAUUGGUUGAUUGCGGAAAUAUUUUCAUACGAAAUCUUCCAUUUUAUUCUUUACAUAAACCAUACGCUCAUGAGACAUUUAUUAUAUUCCUUUGUAAGAUUGUUUGUCUGUUCUCGUUUCAUUAUCUGCUGGUUUAGGCAAGCAUAUUUCGAUGCGUGUAUCCUUUUCUGUCACUUAGAACCAUAAUUUGCUAGAGCGAGAGAAGGUGCGGGAAUGCGACCGCACUCCGACCGUCUCGUGGAUUCCGCCGGCCGCAUUAUCUCGCUCUGGUAAAUGAAGGUUGUGAAUGACAAAAAAGGAUAAAAGCAUAGGAAAGCGUGGUGCAGAUGUAGCUCAAGGGCUGAUUUUGAAACGGCAAAAUUAUUUAAAAAUGGAAUAGCAAACAUUUAAUUAAAAUAAUCAUGAAGACUUUAUUCUAUGAAUGAACGCUAUCUGAUUAUUGAGAAAUCAGCCCUUAGAAAAGCGUUCACAAAUAGUAAAACUAAGUAUGGUGCUAUAAUUAUAAUGUUACUAUGCUAGCUAUAAAGGGUGCUGGUGACACUGUAACGAAAAUUUUGUAUGAUUUUGAAGGAUCAGACCAUGAUUCUGAGUUGAUAUCAAGUGGAAUUUUCCGUCGCAAAAGUAUGGAACUGAAAAUAGUUAUAAAAAAUACUAAAAUUUUUAUUAAUUUUCCGACAGGAAAAUCCAUUUGAUAUCAGAGAGCCAGGAGCCGAGUCAUUCCUAAAAGUUUUCGUUACGGUGUCACUAACACCCAUACGGUUACCUGUACGUACUCGUACGGGGUGUAAGUGACAUUGUAACGAAUACUGUAUACUGCUACUGUGUAACCCUCUGUGUAUACUACCGUGUGUACUACUGUGUAUACAACCGUGUAUACUACUGUGUAUAUCUCUGUGUAUACUACUGUAUAAUCAGUCUUUUCAAGCAGUUUUAAGCAGUUAUACACACACGAGAACAGACAAAUCUUGAACGAAAGUACUGCAGUGGUUGGGUCAGUACAUAUUUAUUUUAUUUACAUAAUAAAAGUACUGAUAAAACAAUUCUUUUGAACUGUAUAACUUCAAAAGAAAAUAUAAGUAUACUUACUUGAAAAUUAAUUUUCAAAAUUUUACACCAAUCAAAACCACUGUUGUUGAAAUUGUGAUAUUUUUUGUAUCAUUGACUGAAAAAAAAAUUAACGAGGGAUUUACCAGACAGCGUUCCCCAAAAAAAGUACAGAGGGCGCUGUAUAGAUUUGCUUUCGUUUAACUUUCUAAUUUCACGGAUAGCAGACAUAUGCAUCUCUUAUCGUUGUUUUCGAGUAUAAAUGAUGACCCUUGUAAUUACACCCAGGCACAACACAUCUUCCAUCCAUUAUUAUUCUGAUCAAAAUAAAGAGAAGUAACAUACUUAAUUCUAUACAUAUCUGACCCAAAUAUCAAACAACAAUUAUCUUUAUAUAUGCCUCGGCCGUUACAUUAUAUUAAUUAUGCACCCUCGUAAUCAGAAAAUAGGUAAUUUUUACGUUAAAUCUGUACAACGCCAUCCAUAUUAUUUUUGGGGAACGUAGCCUAAAAAUCCCUAAUUUCUUUAGCGAAUUGAACUUAUUACUGGACUACUUACUAAAACUAUUACACUACAUAUCUUUCCAGUAUAUGUUCUUACCGACAUUAUCUAAGUCAAAUCGAUGUUAUUACCAAAAGAAAAUAACUAGAAAGUGUAUUUUCUAAAAUUGUAUAUAUAAUUAUGUGACGAUUUAUGAUAACACUUAUCGCAAGGCUAGCUUUAAACUCAAUGGAAUUAAACGCACGACAAAAAGUUUGUAUGAAACAAGCCUUAACAUAUA
Molecule: messenger RNA, 3838 nt
Organism: Pectinophora gossypiella (pink bollworm)
Lineage: Eukaryota; Metazoa; Arthropoda; Insecta; Lepidoptera; Gelechiidae
Product: mucin-5AC-like
Exons: 7
Coding region: 1-1959 (652 amino acids)
Cellular component (GO): extracellular region
Molecular function (GO): chitin binding
Source: RefSeq, a predicted model, not a curated record